AUGAAGGACGGGGACGUUGCGAUCUGCUUACUGCGCAGUCUGCCCAAGACUUUUGAGAACGUAGUUCUCAACUUGGAGAUGAACAGCGCAGAGCUUCGAUCGCGGGACGUCGUGAAAGUUCUCACAAACGAGCAUAUCAAGCGGCAAGGUGACAAGACGACAUCGGUGAAGACUGAAGACGCGGCGAAGGCGUUCAGUACCGAGCGUGAACCUCGCCAGUGUACAUACUGCGGAAAAUUGGGGCACACGGCGGAGAGGUGCUGGACCAAGCAGAAGGAAGACAAUCGGGGAGCUCGACGCGGCGGCAACAAUGCUCGUGGACGCGGAGCCAACAACGUUCAGUGGCGAACCAACAGCAACUACGACGACAACUACGAUCGAGUUGCGUUCGCGGUUUCGCUGGAGGCUUGA
Peronospora matthiolae is the source of this 411-nucleotide messenger RNA. The record is from the annotation of a GenBank genome assembly. NCBI's taxonomy places the organism in Eukaryota, Oomycota, Peronosporomycetes, Peronosporales, Peronosporaceae.